Gongylonema pulchrum is the source of this 1740-nucleotide messenger RNA. The record is from the annotation of a GenBank genome assembly. Lineage: Eukaryota; Metazoa; Nematoda; Chromadorea; Rhabditida; Gongylonematidae.
AUGUCGCGGUUUCCUAUCCAUUCCACGUUUGCCGUUGAGAAUACGAUCUCUUUCAAUCAUUUUUGUUUCGGGCACUCACCAUGUCCAGUCUGUCCACAACCGCUUGCUGAAAAAUUUAUCAAUUUGGGCCUGGUUGAUAAAUACAUAAGAUACAGUUCUGCACUACAAUAUUUGUUUGGGAAAAGCGAGCUGGCUAACACCAGGCGUGGUCCACCAGUAACAUUUUCGUACACGGCACGAAUUCCGGAUGCCAUUGGUUUUUGCAUACGUACUGCCGGGAAAAUGACUGAUAUUGCCAAGGAGGCUGCAAAAAUGAAUGGGCAUGAUUAUAACAACCACGAGCAACAGCAACAUUCACGUUUUGCUGGCUCACCAGCGAGCGAUUUCGAGUUUCGUCCGUCGUCUAAGGAAAACGGGAAAAGCUUAAAAGCUAACAGAAGUAAAUCGCCUGGUGCAUUCAUUGAACGGCUUUCAAGCUUUGCGCGAGGAAAAUACCGAAGCAGCUUAUCCGAACGACCAUCCCAGUCCCGAAACUUUGAGGAGCGUCCACGAAGGGAUUUGCAGAGAGACUUGCAAAAGUGCCGUGACAAUGCAGAAACAAGGCUCGAUUUGAGUUCUUCGGAUGAGGUGCACCGCGUAAAUAACAAGCAGUUCGUUCCAUUUCAGAUUGUCAGCAUUCCAUCGUCAAUUCGCGAUUUGGUGCAACUUACAGAGCUUUUCCUAUACAAAAACAAAUUAACUGUGCUACCCAAUGAAAUUGGAAAUUUAGUGAAUUUGAAGAAAUUAGGUCUCAGCGAGAACGGUCUCACAUCACUACCGGACAGCCUUUCUGCGUUGACUCAACUCGAAACACUCGACUUACGUCAUAACAAACUCUGCGAGCUACCGUCUGUAAUCUAUCAGAUCAGCUCGCUGGAAACAUUAUGGCUGCGGUACAAUCGCAUUGUAUCAGUUGGUAAUGAGAUUGGUCGUCUCAAACGACUGAAAAUGAUUGAUUUGCGGGAAAACAAAAUACGCGAACUGCCAUCAACGAUCGGACAAAUUAAAUCGCUUGUUGUGUGCUUGCUCAGUUAUAAUCAUCUGAAGGCUAUCCCCGAAGAGAUUGGUAAUUGCUCAGAGCUCACCCAGCUGGACCUUCAGCAUAAUUAUCUCGUAUCGCUGCCACAGUCGAUGGGCAAUUUGCAAAAUCUUGUUCGCUUGGGCAUACGCUACAAUAAAUUACGACAUUUGCCACCCGGACUGGCAUUUUGUCAUAAGCUGGAGGAAUUCAUUGUGGAAAGCAACCAACUUGAGGCGUUACCGGAAGGGAUGCUCACUUCACUGCCCAAUCUGAAGACGAUUAACCUCAGUCGAAAUGAAUUGACAGCUUUUCCGUCGGGUGGACCCCAGCAGUUUGCAUCGUCUGUGUCGAUAAAUUUGGAGCACAAUGCAAUAGCGAAGAUUCCAUUUGGGAUAUUUUCGAAAGCAACGGGCCUGACAAAACUUAAUCUGAAAGAAAAUGCUCUUACGUCGAUGCCACUAGAUAUGGGAGGUUGGCUGGCCAUGACGGAGUUGAACUUAUCGACAAAUCAGUUGCGCGUGCUGCCGGAUGAUAUUGAUAAGCUUGUCAAUUUAGAAGUGCUGGUUUUGAGCAACAAUAUGCUCAAAAAACUUCCAUCUCAAAUUGGCAGUUUGAAAAAGCUUCGAGAAUUAGAUUUGGAGGAAAACGAAUUGGAUGCAAUACCAAAUGAAAUUGGUUAG